Messenger RNA from Prosopis cineraria, 9828 nucleotides. RefSeq lists its product as uncharacterized. Gene Ontology annotation, biological process: protein targeting to vacuole; protein retention in Golgi apparatus. The coding region runs from base 144 to 9677 and encodes 3177 amino acids. Gene Ontology annotation, cellular component: extrinsic component of membrane. The transcript has 36 exons. The record is from RefSeq and is a predicted model, not a curated record. Lineage: Eukaryota; Viridiplantae; Streptophyta; Magnoliopsida; Fabales; Fabaceae.
CCGCCGGUGCACUUAUUACAGAAGCGGAUGCACAUCGAUUUCAUGCUGAAUCAACUUACUUUAGUAACCACUUCCAAUUCAGCUUUUCCAGUAGAGCUUGGAUAAAAAUUCAGUGAUAUCCUGUCGAAAUCCUAAUUAAUACUAUGCCCUUUAAACACAUAAUCCGGCGGAGGCUACUGUCUCUGCUUCGGCCAUGGCUGCUGGAGGAACCUGAGUUCGAUCUCAAAUUAGGGUUCAUUCGGUCUUUUGCGGGUGUGGAUCAUCUUCGCAUUGAUGUUUCAGUUCUGAACGAGCUCUUUGACGCGCCUGCUUUGUUGUUUUUCAAGGACAUCACAAUUGAACAUCUGAGCAUUGGAUUCUCGAACUGGUCUGCACCAGCCUUCUCAAUCGAAGUUCAUGGAGUCCAUGUUGUACUAUCAUUUGAGAAGCCAAAGCAGGAGGGAUGCUUGGGCCGCUUGCGGAAAUCGAAGCAUGAUGACUAUGAAAAUGUCAGGAAGAAGCUUUCCGCACUUGAUCCAGAGGGUUGUACUUUGCAUCAUCUCUUGGAGAGGAUCUUGUUUGCUGCACCUUCAAAAAAGGAUUUUUCAACAUCACUUGUGAACCUGAUUCUCAAACACUGUCAUCUGGAGGUACAUCACAUUCGUGUGGAGAUUCAAUUCCCUAUCUUAAACAAUGUGUUGAUGUGUUUUGGGGAAUUAGAGGAGCUUAAUGCAAGGUCUAAGUUUCUGGAUGUUAGAUGUAUUACCAGAGGUCUUCUCAGUGCAAUUUUUCUCCCAGUGAAUGAGAGCUCUUACAUAUUAAAUGGAAUUGGUUUGAAGAUUGGAUUUAAUGAGAGAGAUUGCGCAGACCAUGUUUUACUUUCAUCUGAUGUGUGUACAUAUAUCAAAUUACAUGAUCUUCAGCUGGCAGAUUGCACUAUCUAUUUUCCAGAACUGACUUUUUCAUUCUCUCCGGAUGACAUUUUUAUAUAUCUAGCCCUUGAUAAACUGCUGUCUAAUAAGUACAAUCAUGCUAGAAGUGCAAGAGAAUUAUGGAGAUUAGCUGCCAGCAGAAUGGGCUACACUGUAAUUCCCAGAUUGACAUUCCAUAGAUUAGUUCAUGUUGUUAGUCAAUGGAUACAUUAUGUCAAUGCUUAUGAGAAUCUCUUGCUGCUCAUUGGAUACUCUUCUGGCAUCUUAUUGAAUAGAUCCUUUUCUAAAAUUUCUUGGAACAACCACAUUUUGAGUUCUGCUAAACACCACUGGAAGGUAAUAUCUGACAUUGAGGAAAGGCUGCCCAUUGAAGGCAUAGCAUUGGCAAGGCAAGUAGCUCGUCAUAGAGCUGCAUUGAAAGUUCAAUCUGAUGGUGAAAAACGUUUGAUUACAAGUCCUUUCAAUUUCUUUCGCCCUGUUUUGCCCAUAAUGGCACUUAUAUGGAAAGUGAUCUCAAAAAUAAUACAAUCUUUAGCAAAUCUCAUAUUUUUGAGAAAAGAAAUUGUUAAAGAUCCUUACACUGAUGUAGGUUUGGAAAGUGCUACCAAAUCUCCUUGUCAAAAGUGUUGUUUCAUUCUGAACAUUGGGAAACUGGUUAUAAUGCUUUCCCAAACCAAUAGAAUUCAACCAUCUGUAUAUGCUAAGCUACAAUCACAUACUGGGAUUGAAUACAUGGAUUUCCAUUCCAUAAGUUUUUGUAUUGAUGCUUUGUUAUUUGUGUCUGUUGAAGACAUUUUUGAACAGAGAGUUUUUGUAUCAUGUGGCCUAAUGAAGGUUAUGCUUGCAUCUCUCGAAGCAUCAUCAAAGUCAAGUAAAAUGAAUAUGCUUAGUGAUUCAGAGAAAAAGAAUAGGAAGGAAGGAAUCAAUGAUAUGGAAUCAAUUUUAUGGGUUGGGCCGGCAAAAUUAUUCUCUCUUUCAGAUAUUAAUGAUGCCCAGGUUGAAGGUUCAUGUGAUUUUCGUAUGGAAAACUUUUUGGGAAAAAUUUGUUUGAGCUGGAAAGGAAUUUGUGAUAGUUUUAUUGAAAAUGAGAUGGAGUAUUCUGAAAAUCCAUCUCUUCUCUGUAAGUUCGAAAGAUCAUUCACAUAUCCGGGCCUUGAGAAUCCAGGUAUUACUGAAUGUGGUUUAAUUCUAGGAAAGUUAAAUUUAGUUCUGACUCAUUAUUCAGUAUCAUCAGUGUCUCUACUUCUUAGUCAGAUGCAGCAUUUUAUUUGGCGGGAGGACAAGGGGAAAACAUCUAUUGUCUCAAAUUGUUUGGAUAAACAGGAAGGUUGUUGUGUUAACAAAUUUGAGUAUUAUGCCAAAGCCUGGAUUAUGACCUUGCUUCAAGUGCUUCCUGAGAAAAACAUUCAGCUUGGAGUAUUUGUUGAUGGUCCUUCUGUGAGAUUUUUACACAACAAGAAGGCCAAUCCAGGUUGUCAAGAGAUUAAUGACAUUGUUAGUCAUGAUGGUUUUGACUUGAUUUUUGAUUUCCAUGAGAUAAAAGUGGCUAUUGGUUCACCUUCCUUAUGUGGUGUGGCACCAUUGUUAGAUUUGCCAGGAUUUGAUGAUGCACAAGCAGAGUGUCUCAGGUUGGAACCUAGGGCAAUUGAAAUCCCUAAACCAAAUAGUGAUAAAUAUGCAUCAUGGGGAAGGAUUUCAUUUGGUUGUUAUCUUCGUCUAAAUGGUUUAAAUGCUUGUUUGAGGAAACCAGCUGAAGGCCAUCAAUUUCAACUUUUUGUAAUGAAGCCAAUCGCAUUACAGAUAUCAUCCAUUAGGGAGCACAUGUACUCUUUAAGCACAAGAACUGUUGCUUUUUCAGCUGCUUUUGGCAUAAUGGCUGGAGGAUUAACUGUUCUGUCAUUUUUGGAUGAGUUAUAUAUGAUCUAUCAGGCAGUUGCAAGUUUGUAUGCUGUGGUAUCUUGUCUUUUUAGUAGUCUUGAAGCUGUUGAUACCAUACAUCCCAAAAUCAUGAAAGAAGAAGCAUUAUUUUCACAGCUUAAGAGGGUGGAGGGAUCUAUUGGAAGAACUCAGUUGACAAAUUAUGGAUGCCUCUUCUUAAUUAAUGGAAACUGCAGACUCAAGUCGGUGGAUGUAAUUCUUCAUAAUUCUAGGACAAAAGAUAAUGCAGAUAGUUGGAUGAGAACUUUUAACUUUGUAAGUGGCAACAUUUUGGCUGAGAAAAAGUCCCCUGAUUAUGGAAUUUGGGUUUCUCUUCAGCAUACAACUCUUGCAAUAUCUUGUGAAGAAGGAAAAGCAGAUAUUCUCACUGAUUCAUCAAGAAUUAUGCUUCUUGUAUUUGAAAACCUGAACUCUGUUGGAAACAAUGAUAAUUAUGUUGUCCUUGAAAAUUUGGGUUUGCAAUCUGAUAAGUGCUUACGUGAAAUAUCUCUUUCUGAUUGCAAAUUUACUUUAUACUUUGGUUCCCCUCAGAAAGCCUCUUCAGAUAAUGAAAGUGAAAAAAUUAGCAUUUCUAGUCCUGGUAGUAAUAUAUCUUUGGGACAGGAUACUGAUCAAGCAACCUGCUCUGAAAGAUCCAAUAAUCAAUCUCUCUGCUUUGUUAAGGAAAGGGUGUCUGCUGCAAGAAUUCCUAUUCCAGCUUCAGGAAGUCACUGGUUACUUAUGAGUGUCACAGUAGGUAAUGUUUUCAUAGGAAGCUGUCAAAUGAGGAAUGAUCUGGUUCAAGCACAUCAGUUGAAUAAGUUCAUGUCUUCGCUUUCUAUUGGUGGAGAAUUUGAGUUGAAGUUCUUGGAAAUUCAGGGUGGAUUGAUUCUUGAAACCACAUCUUUGGCAGUGGUCACUGAUUGUUAUUCUUCAUAUCUACAUUGUAUUUUAAGUCUUGCCUCUGCUGCUCGACAACAUAGUAGAUGCACAGUGGCAGAGCAUGGUGAAACAAGCUAUAAUCUUCCUGCAAAGGAUGCUCAAGGGACUCUUUGCGCAUCUCAUCAAGCUAAAAGUGGAUCAUCAAAUACUUUUGCCUUAUCUUUGUCUCACUUUGCUCUUGUUUUCGUGCAUGAAAAUGAAUCUGGUGAAAUCCGGGAGCUUGUAGUUGAGGUUGACAUCCAUCUGAAGCUUGAAUCAGCAACUACUAUGAAGAAAUUGACAUUUGACCUUUCUCAUUUGUCAAUACUCUCUCAAGUCCUUCAUACAAGUGAGCAGGAUGAAACAGUAAUCCCUCAUUUUUCUUCAGUAACAUCAGAAGUAUUGUCAUCUCACCAUGCAUCUGGAGUUUCAGGGUCUCAGAAUUCAGGUGAACUUAACUCUGUUAGCGAUGCAAGUAGCUCAAGAGACUCUGUUCCCUUGAAAAAGUCUUAUAACUAUAGAUCUGCUUCUGGGGUCUUUCAUUCUAGUCAUCAGAACCCUAUUUUAAAAGAUUUAAGAGCGUCUGUGUCACUAGAGAGGCCAGAAAAUGGUUCUAUACAUUUGUCUCAGAGUUGGUUUGGCAAUUGUUCUCUUCCAGACUUUGAUAUUACGCUUUCUUUAUCUGAAAUACAGACAAUUUUGUCAAUGACAUCCUCAUUUUAUGGUAUGUCUAGUCAGAAGACGUCCAGAGAAUUGAACAGAAAUAAUGGCACUGCUAGGCAGGAAUUUUAUAAUAAUUUGGAAGCACUGGUUCCUGAUGGAGCAAUAGUUGCAAUUCAAGAUGUUGCCCAACAUAUGUAUCUUACAGUUAAAGGUGAAGAAAGGAAUUUAAGUAUUGGUGGUACAAUCCAUUAUUCUCUUGAAGGAGAAAGAGCUCUUUUCAGGGUCAAAUACUGCAUUGAAAGGAGAUGGAAGUCAAUGGUUUUGUGGUUUUCCUUGAUAUCAUUGUACGCUAAGAAUGACAUGGGUAUGCCAUUGAGAUUGAAUUAUAGUCCAGGGUCAUGUUUUGUUGACAUCUCCUGUACUAAUGAUGGAGGGUGUGCACUUUGGAGAGCUUAUCCUCUUCAGGGUGAAGGUUCUGAAGGAGUUACUGAAUGGGAGGGUCAUAACCAACUGGUGAAUAAAACCUUUUACCUUGUCAACAAAAAAAAUGACUCUGGUGUUGCUUUUCUUGACGGUGUUCCGGAGUAUGUGCAGAAACCUGGGAGCCCAUUCAAGUUCAAAGUUUUUCAUGAACUUUCUGUUGCUCUUAAUGGCAUGGAGGCAGAUAACUACCCUAGAAUGGCUUCUCUGAGCAGUCUGCAUAUAAAUGAAGAAAGUUUUGCUUGGUUGAAUGGAAAGCCUCCACAAAUUGAUGUUAAAGUAGGGAAAAUUUCUGUGAAUUUUGUCCAUGAACUUCCAGAUACAGAAGAUCUCUUCCCUCUUAUUCGUGCAUGCAUCAACAAUGCACAACUGAUCAUACAGAGUUUUGCAACAAAAUCCCGGAUUAUAAGCACAUCGAGAGCUGUGGUACAUUAUUUUGACACUCAAAGAAAUAUAUGGGGAGAGCUUCUCCGUCCUGUUGAAAUAUGUCUUUUUUACCGAACAAAAUUUCAAAGUCAGCAAUCAGAAUAUGCAUCUUAUGCAGUUCCUGUUAAUUUGUAUUGCAGAGCUAAAGAGCUGAACAUAUGCCUCUGCGAGAUAUCAUUGGACGUUCUUCUCUUCAUGAUUGGGAAACUGAAUCUGUCCGGUCCUUAUUCAUUGCGAAGCUCCAUGGUUCUGGCUAACUACUGCAAGGUGGAGAAUCAGUCAGGCUUAAAUCUUCUAUUUCAUUUCAAUCAGCAAAGGGUAACUAUAGCCAGAAAACAGUCUACUUCCAUUCUAGUAAGGAGGCUCUCUGAUUUCACAGCUCAAGAUUUAGAUAAUGCAGCUUCUGUUUCAAUCCAACUUGCUGAUUCUGGAUCCUUAGUGACUUCUUCUAUUCAUCUUUCACUUUCACAAUCAUCCCUUGCUUGGAGAACACGUAUUAUGUCGAUGGAAGGUUCAAGAUCAUAUCCUGGACCACUUCUUGUGGUUAACAUUUCAAGAAAAUUAGAGGAUGGCUUGUCAGUUGUGGUUUCUCCUUUGGUUACAAUACGUAAUGAAACGGGGCUUUCAAUGGAACUACAAUUCCAGCGACCCCAGCCAAAGGAAGAUGAAUUCGCAUCUGUGUCAUUAAAACCAGGGGAUUCUAUUGAUGAUUCCAUGGCAAUUUUUGAUGCAAUAAAGUUCUCUGGGGGAGUAAAGAGGGCUUUGAUGUCUUUAACUAUUGGCAACUUCUUAUUUUCAUUAAGACCUGAAAUGACAGAUGACAUGACAAAUUCAGAAAGUUCUCUUUCUGUGGGAUGGUCAGAUUGCAUUAAAGGUGGAAAAGCAGUCCGUCUCUCUGGCAUAUUUGAUAAGUUAAACUACAAAGUCCGUAAGGCCUUAUUUGUAAAAUCAGUUAAAUGUUCCUUUAGCACAGCUCACUGCGCCCUCAAGUCGGAGGGAGUAGAUGUUGGCAAUAUGCACUUUCUCAUUCAGACAAUUGCGAGAGAUGUCCCUGUUGCGCCACCUGAAAAGUCCUCAGCUGUGUUUAAAAAUAAAAACUCACCAGUUUCAUUGCAAGAGCAGAAAGAAAUAUACAUUCUUCCCACUAUACGGAUGACCAAUUUAUUGCACUCUGAGAUAGAUGUCCUUUUAAGUGAAACAGAUCAGCCCAACCUUCAUGGAACUGACAAUAUUGGAAAACAAGCAAAGAUAUCAUGUGGAACCACAGUUGACUUUUAUGCCAAUCCUGCCGUUAUAUAUUUCACCAUUGCUUUAACUGCUACUAAUUCGAGUUCCAAGCCAGUGAAUAGUGGUGAUUGUGUGAAGAGGUUACUGAAGCAAAAUGGUGAUGCACAAUAUCUGGAUAUAAUUUUGGAUUUUGAUGGUGGAAAAUUUUUUGCAGCAUUGAGAUUAUAUCGUGGAAACAGGGGCAUGCUAGAGGCUGUUGUUUUUACAUCAUAUGCCAUGAAAAAUGAGACAGACUUCCCAAUCUAUGUUUUUCCAACUAAGAAGCAUCUGUCCAGGAUUGAAUUGGACAAUUUAAAUUCCAGCAGUCCUUGGGAAUUUGGUUUGUUCUUGCCUCCUAAGUCUACCAGAUCAUGGUUCUUGAAAUCCAAAAAAGUGCAACUUAGAUUGCUGGAGGACUAUAAAUCUGAGGCACUAUUAGACUUGGAUUCUUUAUCAGGCCUUGCAGAAAUAAGAUUUUACAAAGAGGAAGGAUCUGAGAUCAAAUCUAUAAUAAAGCUUGGUGUGUCUACUGGCCCUUCUUCAGGGGAAAUUGUUGUGCCAUCACAAACAGUGACUUUGGUGCCACGAUAUGUCAUUUGUAAUGAAUCAGAAGAAUGUAUCACUGUCCGUCAAUGUUACUUUCAGGAUGACUUGGCGGGCAUUGCCUCCAUUGACAGUAAACAGCAAACAACACUGCAGCUAAAGGAAGGUUUUGGCAGGGACAGAGAGUUCAGUUUAUUUGAUCAUUUUAUUAGGAAGCACAGAAGCUCCAGUGACAAGUCCUGGCUGUAUGUUCAGAUUAAAACAAAAGAUCCUGGAUUUGGAUGGUCGGGGCCUGUUUGCAUAGCUUCACUAGGACGUUUUUUCCUGAAAUUUAGAAAGAUAACUAACAAUUUGACAACACCAGACCGUGACAUGACACAAUUUGCUGCUAUUCAUGUAGUGGAAGAAGGCUCUACUCUUGUUUUGCAUUUCUACAAAUCCCCAAAUCUGAGUCUACCAUAUAGGAUUGAGAAUUGUUUGCACAAUUUAUCCAUAACUUACUAUCAGAAGGGUUCCUCAGAGCCUGAGGUUCUUGGAUCUGCUACCAGUGCUGAUUAUGUCUGGGAUGAUUUAACUCUUCCUCAUAGACUAGUUGUCCGCAUUAACGAUAGCCUACAGUUACGAGAAAUCAAGUUGGAUAAGGUGCGGUCAUGGAAACCAUUUUACAAAGCUGGGCAACAAAGAGCGUUGGCUCCACGUUUGCUUCUGGACAAAAAAAGGGAUCAGAGUGCAAGUUUUGGUGGGCUUAAUGGCAUGGAGAUGGAAAACAUUGGGUAUGAAAUAUAUGCAGAGGGACCCACGCGCGUUUUGCGAAUUUGUGAGAUCUCUGAUAGUUUCAAGAGAGAUACAGUUCUUGAUUUGUGUGCAAAAAUGCACUUUAGAAUUUCCCAGUUUGCUAUCCAUUUACUUGAACCUGCAAAACAGGAAGUGGACGAGAAUCAUCCCACAGAUUUUUCACCAUUUUUAGUCGCAAAGCUUGGGAAUCUGAACUUGAGUACUGUUUCUAAUAAUCAUCAGAAAUAUAAUCAGUUCAGUAUACAGUACUUGAAUUUGGAACUUAAGUGGAAUGAGGCUCCUUUUGCAUCAAUGCUUCGCAAACAUCAAUCUGAUUACAGUGAUUCGAAUGAUAGUGUACUGAAGGUUGUUUUUGUCCAACUGACCUCCAGUUCAAAGAUUAAGCAAUUUAGAUACUCAUCUAUUUUUCUUCAGCCAAUUGAUUUGAACCUUGAUGAGGAGACAUUAAUGAAACUUGCUUCAUUCUGGAGAAGAUCUCUCAGCAACUCAGAGAGUCAGCGGUUUUACUUUGAUCAUUUUGAAAUUCAUCCAAUAAAGAUCACUGCAAGCUUUAUUCCUGGGGAUUCACAUUCAUGCUAUAGUUCAGCACAGGAAACUCUGAGGUCUUUUCUUCAUAGUGUGAUUAAGGUUCCUCCCAUGAAAGGUAUGGUUGUAGAACUGAAUGGCGUCCUGAUUAGCCAUGCUUUGAUAACAGUGCGUGAACUAAUAAUCAAAUGUGCACAACAUUAUUCUUGGUAUGCUAUGAGGGCCAUGUAUAUUGCUAAAGGAAGCCCUUUGCUUCCACCCGAUUUUGUUUCUAUUUUUGAUGAUUUGGCUUCAUCCUCUCUUGAUGUCUUCUUUGAUCCAUCCCGUGGGUUGAUGAAUCUUCCAGGAUUGACCUUAGGUACUUUCAAAUUUAUCAGUAAAUGCAUCAAAAAUGAAGGCUUUUCAGGGACAAGACGCUACUUUGGUGACCUUGGGAAAACACUGAGAUCCGCAGGUUCCAAUGUAGUUUUUACAGCUGUAGCUGAAAUAUCAGACUCUGUUCUUAAAGGAGCAGAGGCAACUGGUUUCAACGGAAUGGUGAGCGGGUUUCAUCAAGGAAUACUAAAAUUGGCUAUGGAGCCAUCAUUUCUGGGAACUGCACUAAUGGAAGGCGGUCCAGAUAGAAAGAUCAUACUUGAUCAAAGUCCAGGAGUUGACGAGUUAUAUAUUGAAGGAUAUAUCCAAGCCAUGUUGGAUACUGUUUAUAGACAGGAAUACCUGAGAGUCAGAGUUAUUGACAACCAGGUUAUCCUUAAAAACCUACCUCCAAAUCAUUCCCUCAUUAAUGAGAUCAUGGAUCGUGUAAAGGAGUUCCUUGUUAAUAAGGCAUUGAUCAAAGGAGAUCCUUCAACCACUUCCCGCCCUUUGCGUCGUCUUCGUGGAAAAAGUGAAUGGAAAAUUGGGCCAACAUUGAUGACAUUGUUUGAACAUCUCUUCGUUAGCUUCGCAAUUCGCAUGCUGAGAGGGCAGGCUAACAAGUUUAUUUCCAGCCUAAACCUAAAGUGGGCAAAGAAGUCACAAUCUGACAAUGAGGCACCCAACUCACCGAGCUUGAUUGUAAAGAAGCAGAACAUGAGAUUCAUUCAGAAAUGGGGAAUUACUAAGUUCGUCUUGUCAGGCAUUUUGGCAUAUAUCGAUGGACGUCUUUGUCGGUGCAUUCCUAAUCCGGUAGCCCGCAGAGUAGUUAGCGGCUUCUUACUUAGUUAUAUUGACCAGAACGACAAUAAAUAAAAUCCUCGUCUGUUUGUAUUGACCAGGGGCGCUUGUCCAUCUUGCUCGGCCCAUAAAAUUUGCAUUUCCCUUCUUGGGUUUAAAUGAAUAUUUUACCUGAGCAUGCUCUCAAGUAUGCUGGUCAAAAAAAGAGCAUGCUUUAUUUUACAAA